Corvus hawaiiensis (hawaiian crow) is the source of this 7157-nucleotide messenger RNA. RefSeq lists its product as uncharacterized. Lineage: Eukaryota; Metazoa; Chordata; Aves; Passeriformes; Corvidae. Gene Ontology annotation, cellular component: adherens junction; catenin complex. The coding region runs from base 562 to 5145 and encodes 1527 amino acids. The record is from RefSeq and is a predicted model, not a curated record. The transcript is spliced from 8 exons. Gene Ontology annotation, biological process: cell-cell adhesion; cell migration. Gene Ontology annotation, molecular function: actin filament binding; beta-catenin binding.
GCGGGGAUCGGGGAUGAGCGGCUCCUCCCGGCGGGUGCGACCCGCGCAGCCGCGGCCCUUGGGUUAUUCCCAAAGGGGGAUUCCUUCAGGACCUUCCCCAAGAGACGGCUGUGCUUGAUUGCGAGGGAACGGGAGCGCGAUCCCAGCUUAGUGCUGCCGCUGGGAUCUGGGUCAGGUCAAUCCUUAUCCCGAAGGUUAUUUUAUGUUACUCCCCGAGUUUCCUGGGAAUGACCUCACCUGUAAGGCAGGAGAGCUGAAGCUCAGACUCCCGGGAGGUGGGCUACACUUUCCUGGGAAUAUUCCACACUAAGGACAGUCAGAAGAAGGGACACCUGUGUCCUGCCCCCGUUACCUGAGCGCACAUUUGAGUUGUUCCGAAACGCCCCUGGAAGGAGGGAGCCCCUGUGCGGGUAAAACUGGGAUACUCCUGCCUGAUCCCUCCCCUGCGCACCCGGGCCGAGGGAACUCCGUAAUCCUGAACAACCCGCCGGACUACAACUCCCGGCGUGCUCCGCGGCGGGCGCGCGACGCUGACGUCACCUCCCCGCGACCGCUGUCUCCAUGGCGACGCUGGCGCAUCCCGGCGUCGCUCCCGCGGGAAGGUCCCGCGCGGCGUCCCGGCAACGGCGGGAACCGGGGAAGGGACACCCCGCGAUCCCCCCGGCUCCGCCGUCCCGGAUCCUUCCCUGGGAGGGAAUGCCGGCUCCGCAGUGCCGGGAAGACCCUGCGAUCCCCCGGGAAAGGAAAUCCCGGCUGCGGUGUCGCAGGAAUUCCAGGCAGGACAACAUGGAGCCUUUUCCUCUCUCUGAGCUGGGGCUUCCGACAGAAAACAAGGCUAUCCAGGGAAUUCUCUGCCCCAUGGCUGUGGAGCUCUGCCACCUCCUCCUCGCCCUGGAACGGGAAGAUGGGAUUUGUCCGGCCUUUCCCAAUCUGGGGGAAAAGGCGGAAGAAUUAGCCAAAGCCAUGGAAGAACUCGCUGCUCUGGCAAGGAGGCUGUCCGAGGAUUCCGGCCAGGAAGGGAGCACGGAGGUGUGUCCCGUGGGUGAAUCCCUGGUCCAGGCUGGGAGGGACGUGGUGCUGGCAGCAUUCCAGCUCCAGGAGCAUCCCGACAGCCCUCGGCACCGGGAGCACCUGGCAGCGGCCACCAGGAGGGUCCUGGUGGAGACAGCAAAGAUCCUUCAGCUGGAAGAGGCUGCAGGGAUGAGGAGGAUAACUGGGGCUGCCAGCUGGCUCCUGGAAUGCCUGAGAGUGCUGCGGGAUGCCCGGGACGCUCCAGGGCUGCUGGCGGCAUUCCAGGCCUUUUCCGAGGCCGUGCUCCUGCUCAGCCGCCUGGCAGCCGAGCGCCUCCAGGAACUCGGAGACUGUCCUGGCUGGAAGAGCCUGGCACAGACCCUGCAGCUGCUCCACAAAUGUGUCCCCCUCAUCCGCACAGCCAAGCACAGCGCCCUGACACAUUCCAGGGAUUGCCAAGCUGACCUCUCCCAAGAUUCUGUUUUCCAGCUGACGGAGAGGACCAUCGGGGAGCUCCUCUCCCUGCUCAUGGAGCCACGGGACAGGAGCGGGAUCUUCUCCCGGCACGUGAGCAGGCUCCAGGCUCUCCUCUCCCACCCCGACCCCCUGCACCUCUCCGAGGGCGGGUUCAGCUCCCACCUGGAAGCGGUCAUCCUCCAUGGAAUGCUGCUGGCAGAGUCAGCCAGGCUGGAUCUGCAGCUGGAGCUGGUGGAAUGCUGCUGGGUCCUGCUGCAGCUGAGGAGGAGCAUCUGCAGCCACAUGAGCCAGAGAGAGGAACAGCCAGGACCGAUCCAGGGAGAACACGGACUGGAGCGGGAAUGUCACAGCCUGAGGGCCGAGCUGGAAAACCUGGAGCGGGCAGUGCUCAGGGCCACGCUGUGCCAAAUCCUGGAUGGAUUCUUCCAGGAGAAGGAGCCGCUGAGGCAGCUGGUUGAAGGUGCCCUUAGCCUUGUUGGUUCUGGAUGUUUUCCAGCAGGACCAGGAGGGAUUUUAAGGAAGCUCCAGCCCCUCAUUGCUGCCUUCUUUGCCCAGGCCCAGCGGAUGCUCCGAGCGGCCGAUCUGGUCCUGGCCAGGUGCGCCAAGGCCCAAACUGCCAGGGAAAUCUGGGAGGGCGUGGAGCACCUGCGGAGCCUCCUGGCCAGCCUCCCUUCCCUGCUCAUGGAAACAAGCGGGAAUGCCAUGGAGCAGCUCCAGGCCCUGCGCUGUGCCUGGGCCAGAGCCACCGACCGCCUCCUGUGCUGCUUUGAGGAGACUGUCAGCAUGGGGGAAUUCCUUGAGUUAUCCAUCCUGGAGCUGGCCAAGCACAGGGAAUGGUGCGCAGCGGCGCUGGAGUGCCGGGAUCCCGAGGGAUUCUCCUGGCACGCUGCUCGCCUCACAGGCUGGGCCCGCUGGGUGCUUGGAGCCACCACCCGGCACGUGGACAGGGCCACGGAUCCCAUCUUCAGGAACGGUUUGCUGGUGUGGGUGGAGCGAUUGGCCAAGUCCAUCCUGGAGCUGGGAGCAGUCACGGCCCUCCUUCCAGGAAGGUUUUCCUGCCUGCAAAGCCGGGAUGCCUUUUCCCAGGCAGCGAGCUCCCUGAUGGACUCCGCUCUCCGUGUCCAAGCCGGGCUGGAUGGGUCCAACCACCCGGAGAUCCUCAGCCCGCUCCGGGAGCAAGUGAGGAGCUCCAAGGUGGAAAAGGGGCUGGAGCUCAGCCCAUCCUACACUGGGAUACGAACCAGUACGGAUGAGGCAGCGUUCCAAGGAGGCAUCCAAAGUCACCCAUCACACCUGGAUCCACACCCUGUCAUCGCAGCUCUCCUGGGAGCAUCCCGAGCCGGUGACAUGGACACUGUCCGUGCUGCUUGCUCCGUCCUGCUGGAGCUCGCCGAUGGCUGUGUGGAAGCAGCACGGGAGGCGCUGCCCGUGGCCGAGCCCCCCCAGCUCCGGGUGCUGGAGCAGCACCGGGAUAUCACAGCACUGACCUCACACAUCGUCAGCCUGGCCAUGGAAACGGCCCCCAGGCAGCCCCCGGCUCCAGGCAGCCUUCUCCAAAUGGCACUCAGGCUCUCGGGAAGGAUCCACCAGACUCGGGAGUGCCUGGCAGCCGUGGCAGGCUCUUGGAAUGGUCUGGCCCAGCAAGUGCUUGGGUUUAUCCUGUCGGAUGACUUUCCAAGAGGGAAGCAGGCUUUGGAUGAGACCAUGCUGGGUUUAGCAGGUGCAGUGCAGCUGGCAGGAGACAUUGCAAGCAUGGCCUGCAGUAAGGAAAAUCCCAGUCCCUCCGAUGUCCGGGAGAGCUUUCUGCAGCUCCAAGACAAGUUCUCCUGUGCUCAGCUGAACACCAAAGUGUUCCUGGAGCAGGCAGCGUCCUUCAGGGAAUCCUGUGGGAUGGAAAAGGCCACCCUGGAGCUGCAGGGAGUCCGGUGGGCCGUUGGCAUGUGUGUCCUGCUGGAUGCCGUGGAUCAGUUUGUGGGCAGGGAUGUCCUGUUCCUGAGGGAGCUGAGCAGAGCCGUGAGGAACAAGGUUGGCCCACGGAGCCUUCUGGCUGCCAUGGCUGAGAAUUCCCUGAGGCUGCAGGAGGCCGCCCGGCUUUCCUACUUAUCCUGCCCUGGAGACCGCGGUGCCAGAGAAAUCCUGGCGCUCCGGGAGGAAAUCCAGGUGCUCAUGGAAGCACUGCUGGAUGUGUCCAACACCCUCCUGCUCUCCGCGCUGCCUGCUGCCAGCUUGGCCAUCCGCUUCGAGCUCCUGCGCAGGGAUGUGGCCCUCAGGGCCAAGGCAUUGUUGCUCCACAUGGAAAGGGUCAACAUGGAACAGCUGCAGCUCAUCCAAGAUGUGGUUGGAGCAUCCCUGUCCACCCUCUCCCAAGAGGAAAGGGAGAGGAGCAAAGAGGCCUUUGAGGAAAAGGCCACUCGGCUCAUGGCUGAUGUCCAGUGGGUCAGGAACACCCUCCAGGAUGCUCCAGAGGCUGGGGCUCAACUUCCACCGCAGCCCGACCUGCUGUCCGUGGCUGACCACCUCCUGCUCCUCACGGCUGACGUGGUGGGAAGCACCCGGCGGCACUUCUGGAGCCACCAGGACACUGGGAAUCCCUGCCAGGACACGGGGGAUCCCCGGCUGGACACGGUGGCGUGGUACUGGUCAGCCAAGGCACACUACCUUGUCACGCAGCUCCGGCUUAUCCAGGGAAUGGACAGGGACAUCCUGCGGCGCCUCACAGAAUGCCUGCAGCGGGAGCGCUUCCCGGGAUCACCCAACGGCACAGCCGGGCUCUCCCCAGCCCCAGAGCCCAGUGAGGCAGCGGGAAUUCAUCCACGCAGGAGCGGAGAAGCGAGCGGAGCCGUGCGGGAAGUGGGUGAGCUGAAACACCCAGGUGGAGGAGACCACUCGGCAUCGCUGCGUCCACACGUUCCAGGCUUGGAAUGUGCUCCGUCAUUGUCCCGACAGCACCGGGAUGGCCCUUCCAGCAUCUCCCCUGCAAAGCAGGAGAGAGGGAACUGUGACACGCGGCAGGGUGGCCCCAGCAAGGUGUCCCAGGUCACCCAGGACAUGGCCACGAGGAUGCUCCACAUGGCUCAGUUCCUGCGGAGGAAGGGCCCCAUUGCGAGCAAGGAGCAGUUCGUUGCCUGUGCCAGGCGGAUGGCUGCCGACGGGCAGGUGGUUGUUAAGUUUGGGAACAUCCUCGCCAAGCACUGCCUGGAUCGGAGAUGCUCCAUGGAGCUGCUCCGCGCUGCCGAGCACACCCAAUCCGUCAGCAGCCAGCUCGGCAUCGUGGCCAGGGUGAAAGCAGUGACUGGGGAGAGCAAGGCCUCCUCUGAGCUGCUGCUGAGCAACGUGCAGAACCUCAUCCGAGCGGUCCAGCACGUCCUGAGGGCGGCCGAGGCGGCGUGUGUCAAAGGUUUGGGACAAGCCUCAGUUGACCCUGAAGAAGAAGAAGUUGCUGCUUUCUGCCAGCAGUGGAGGAAAAACCUGACACAGCACAGAGCCAAGGAGGCUUUAAAUUCCGACCGGGAUGAAUUAGGGCUCCGGAAAACUCGGGGGGCAAAGGCUGAGCCCACCCUGAUGUCUCUGGUGCAAGAACAACCCUCUCAGAGCAGGAAUAUCCCAAAGCAUCCCAGUCCUAGGAAAGGACACACAGUUAUGGACAGACACCUGUAAAUCCAGAGAGGGGUGCCUUGUCCCCAUGGCGUUGGCAGCAGAGGAGGAGUAUUUUGCAGUGUGAAGGAUUCAUGCUGGGAGUUCUUCAUCGUGGCAGGAAAAUCCUGGAACAGGCUCCAUGGGGAGGCCAGGAAUCUUCUGGUGAGUGUUUUACCCCCAGGUGGUGAGAUGGGAUGGAUGGGGCUCGGAGCAUCCUGAUCCAGUGGGAGGUGUCCCUGCCCACGGAAUGGGAUGAGUUUAACGUCCCUUCCCACCCAAACUAUUCCAGGAUUCUGUGACCCAGAGGUGCUCAGGCUUUCUGCAGCCUUCCAACCUUUCCUCCUUCACAUAUCCAGGGAUACAGCAGUGGGGAGCAUUUUGCCUCACCUGCUGCCCCUGAUCCUUCCCAAAAGGAUGAUUUCUUCCCAAAAUCCCACUCAGCCCUAGGAUUCUCUCCUAUCCAGAGUGAACAUUCAAUCCCCACGAUCACCCACCUCACAGCUUCCAGAGUAUCCCAGACUGGUGGCACAGCUGCUCCUGUAUCCUGGCUCUCCACAUCCAUCCUUCCCAGCCUCAGGGUCACGAGUUGUCUGAUGCUGCUCCAUGCUGGAACUCUGCAGGAGAGGUGGAAAGGAGCCUCCCCUGUGGAAUACACAAUCCAACACCACAUGGUGGAUGGUGCAGCCAUGGUGGCUGCAGCCCAUUCCAGCCCACCUUGGUGUUCCCACCUGCAUCCCUACCACCUUCCCCAUCCAGGAAUUCCAUUACUUGCGUGCUAGCAAGGAAUCUCCUCUGUGUUCCAAGGAAAAGCAGCAGCAGGCACAGCGGAGACUCUGGGAAGCAAUCUGCAAUGGAUAAAGCAGGCAGCAGGGGUGGAUGGAGGAGCCAAGCAGCUGGAAUGAAGGAAGGAAGGCAGGAAGGCAGGAAGGAAUUACACAUGGAGACAACAGGCUGUGAGGACUCACAGGCCUUUGUAUCCAUGUCCUAUAUUUCCACACUGUUUUUCCCUGCUGGCUUGGUUUUUUGAGGAAAACCUUGACCAGCCACACCAGUGAGAAGACAAAGAAACAAUGAACUAAUAAUAAAGGACUAAUGGAUUAGCUCAAAAUAACAACCCAGUUCCACGUCUACUCUCUACUUUUCCUGCUCAAAAAAAAAUCGUAAAAUUAAAAGAAUUCAUGCUCUGGGAAAUCAGGAAGGCAAAUUGAAACCGUGAUUGCCUUCGGAGAUGCCUCCUCUGCCGUGCAGAAUCACCAGCUUCCCUCACUCGGCUCAUCCAUGCAAGGCAAAACCCCAGAAUGUGGGAUAAACACUGCUGCCCCAGUGGAAGCACCACCUGGCCAACAAACAAGAGGAAAAGGUCCAGGACCAUACUUGGCCAAGAGACAGAAACCCAGAAGAAAAGGCCCACCAAGGAAAAGACUUAAAGCAGAGAAACAUUCCAAAGGGGUGGGAAGCAGACGGUUGAUUGAGCAGCCGGCACGUUUUCAUGGAAAGGCAGCUCUCCACGUUUCCUCUGGAGAAAAAGCAGCCCCAAAGGCAGGACAAGAGGUUUGGAGGACACCUGUGCUCUCUCACACAAAACCUGGGGAAUUCAAGACAUGCAGGAUGUUCUGUGAUGGAAAAUGGCGACUGUCUCCAAGAAACCUCAGGACUAGGUAGGGGAUUACAUUCAAAUCCCACACACCAUCCCAAAGAAGCCCGGCUUUAGUCCCCCUCAUCCCAGCUGCCACCGUACGCACACGGAGUCAUCACCAGGAUUAACUGUACCCUUUUUAAUUGUUUUGUUAAAAAUGUCGUCGAGACACCAUGAAUACAAGUACUGCAGUUACAGCCAUACAAAAAAAGCAAUACAAAUUAAGCAGCUGAAUACAAAAAUACGUUGAAAUACAUGAACACCACAAUGGAACUCGGAGCACUAAAUCCCAAUCGUGUAGGUGUGGAAAAAAAUUAAAUAAAAACCUUUUAUUUUUCUCGUAUUAGACAACGUAGUUUUCUCCACUUUGAACAGUUGCUUUUGCUAGUUAUGUACU